This is a messenger RNA of Paramecium sonneborni, 338 nucleotides long. The record is from the annotation of a GenBank genome assembly. NCBI's taxonomy places the organism in Eukaryota, Ciliophora, Oligohymenophorea, Peniculida, Parameciidae.
UAAUGAAUUAGCUGUUGUUAAAUGAAGGUUCCUAAAAUUAAGUUAGAAGUGAUCAACCUCAUGCAAUGAAUGUUAAUGUUGUUGUAAACUUAUAAUAAGCAAAUUUAAAUUUACAAUUAACUAUUGAUCCCGAAAUUCCAUUUAAUACAUUCAUUAAUGGAAUCAAAGAAUAAAUAUUUGCUUAAAGAAUGCAAGCUCAAUAUGAAGAAACAAUAGAAUAUUAAUUAGGAAAUGGAUCUAAUCUAUAAUAGAGUGAAACCAGAACUUUAUAGAAUUUAGGAUUCACAAAUAAUUGCAUACUUUAUGUCAGACUAAAGCUUAAAGGAGGAUAGUAUUGA